CUGUCAUAGAAACUGAACUUGGUAAUUACAAUCCGGCUUAACUGCAGUCUAGGGGGAACCAUAUCCGGGUGACCUCUUUAACCUGAAUACAACCAGUUUACUUGCUUUGUUUGUUUGGUAGUUUAGACUUGCACUCCAGUUUUAUUGCUAGAUAACAAGAACUCACUGAGUAGUCAGCAAAUCUAGGACCCGGGUUGAUAAUUAAACCUAAACCCGCUAUACUACACUUUAGGAAGUGGUUACACUUGGCCAAUUCCUGGAGUGACAGUAGAGUCGAGUCAAGUUUUUGGCGCCUUUGCCGGGGACGGCUUGGUUGUUGAAGAAAAGUGAUUUCUGUUAAUUUAGCUUUUCUUUUUGUUUUGUUUGCUUUGUCCCACUUGUGCCUUCACGGGUUUGCUUGCUUGAGUGUGUGCAGGUAGUGCAUGACCCGUAGCCAGUCAGGAGGUUUACUGCCGUUGAAUCCAGAGAUUGACCGCACCUGUCGCCAGCUUAGGAGACAACAGCGAGCUAGACUGGCUACGGAAGAGCGCAUAGACGGCCACUUGAGUAGCGAUUCUGAAGAAGAGCACGGGAUGGACGGAGACUACAAUCCGCACCAGGGGAAUCCGCAGCAGGUUCCCCCGGUGAAUCAGGUCCUGGGGAACAACCCCAUACCCCAGGAUCAUGGAGUUCAUCAUCCACCGCAGCCGGGUCCCACCUUGGAGUACUACUACACUCCGCGGAUUGCUGACAUCCGCCCGGUCAUCCUCUACCCGCCUAUUCCAGCAAAUAACUUCGAGAUCAAGCCAUGCUGGAUUCAGCUCAUCACAUCCUCUACUCUAAAGUAACAAACUUCUGCCUUUCCUAAUACUCUAGAAAGGUCCCCGGCAACGGCGCCAAAAACUUGACUCGCUACGACACAACACCUAACAAAGGCCAAGUGUAACCAAUGAAAGGGACUGCAGUAUAGUGGCUCAAGUGAUAAAUAUCGAAUCCACGGGUCUCUAGAUUUACUAUUACUCAGCUUCAGUUUAUUAUUUAGCAAAUCAGAUUAAGACGAAAGAACUAAAACUACUCUAGCAAACUACAGUUAAAGUUAAUCUAAUUACAGGUUGGGAACUCACUUAGGUAUGAUUCCCCCUAGCCACUAGCCAGAUUAAUGAUUGAUGAUCUCUAACCUGUUUCACUUUCAUUCACAAUGCGGAGAAUCCUUGACUAGACCUUGAGUCUCGACUAAAGGAACAAGGCCCUCUUGAGUCAAUUGCCUAGAGGGACGUAUCCUUCUCUAGAACAACUGAUCAAGGCGUUCUGAACUAGACUCCCUCUAUCGAAAGAGGUUCUCAAUCGAUACAAAGCAGUGAAUCAACCCUCGACUAAAGCAAUCGAUCCACUACUAUCAAAGCAGAAUCAAUAAUCUCGACUAAAGCAGAAUUGAAUCAUGAAAACAUGCAUAGAUUGAAUAUGAACUCAAGAUUAUCCAGUCAGAGUACUCAUACAAUCAUCCAAUCAAACAAACAUAGCUAGGGUUCCUCAAAACCUAAGUGAAGGGAAGUUACUCCAUAGAGAAGAGAGAGACUGCAGUAAGAAUCUUCAGAUGAUCAGUCUUCAAGUCUGGGCUUGUUCCUUGAGCUUCCAAGGAGAAGAAAUCCUCCAACUCUACUCCAAGAAUGCCCUCAAAUCGCCCUCUCUCUCUAGGGUUCGUCCCUUGGGUGUUUGGGAUCCAAAACCCAGCUCUCCUCUUCUUUGGUUCGGAAUUUGGCUUAAAACCAGGAAAUCCCGACUCACGCGGGCAGGGUGGCACGGCCGUGUGGCCUACCCAGUUGCCCGUGUGAGGCAAAACGCACCGUAUCACUUAGUCGAAUUCCAGGCUUCUUACACGGCCAGGGUGGCACGGCCGUGUGUGACUUCCUUCUACCCGUGUCUGCUCUCGGCGAAUGUGGCACGGCCAACCCGACCACUUGCACGGCCGUGUCAAUCUCCUGCUCUGCCCGUGUUUGCUCUCGCAGAAUGUCACACGGCCAGACUGGCCUCUCGCACGGCCGUGUGAACAUCAGGGUAGCCCGUGUGACCUCCUUUGCGACUUGUCUCGCGCCCGAUCUUCGCCCAAUCGACCCCGAACUCGCUCCUAAACCUUCAUUCACUUGCCAGGACCUGAAAUAUCACAAACAAGCACAACCUAGCGUGAAAUCGGUCUAAAACACGAGAAACCACAUCUCAAACGGUGUAAGAACAGGGGUGAAAACAUGUGUAACUAACGGGCUAUCAACUAUAUUAUACCGACUUGAAUAUUGCAUUACAAUAACCCUUACGUAAUCUAUUUAUACUUUAGGUAACAUUUCUAGAAUGGAGUUACGUAAGUCUUAAGUAAUGGUUGAACAUUUUAUUUAAUGAAUAUUAAAACUAUGU
Linum trigynum is the source of this 2385-nucleotide messenger RNA. Lineage: Eukaryota; Viridiplantae; Streptophyta; Magnoliopsida; Malpighiales; Linaceae. The record is from the annotation of a GenBank genome assembly.